Messenger RNA from Stylophora pistillata, 2364 nucleotides. Its product is annotated as heat shock 70 kDa protein 12A. The record is from RefSeq and is a predicted model, not a curated record. NCBI's taxonomy places the organism in Eukaryota, Metazoa, Cnidaria, Anthozoa, Scleractinia, Pocilloporidae.
CUAUUUUAUUCUCAGUGAGCCACUACUCACUAAAGUUCGUGCAUGCCGGUCGCGUCUUCCAGUGUAGUUGUGAUCAGGAAAUAUUCGAUUUGCUCUUCAGCAUCUGAAGGCUUGUUAUUCUCUGCAAGUUCAUCGUACAUAGCCGUGGUUGCUAUUGAUUUUGGGACCACAUACAGUGGCUUUGCUUUUGCUUUCAACUACAAGAAAGGAGAAGGAGGUAUCCAUAUGAACAAAGCAUGGGGACAUGACCAGGGAGCUGCUACCCUUAAGACACCAACUUCUUUGCUUCUUCGCCCAGAUGGCAAAUUUGAUUCAUUUGGAUACGAAGCGGAGGAAAAGUACGCCAACUUCUCUGAUGGUGAAGAUCGAGACUAUUUAUACUUCAAACAUUUCAAAAUGGCACUUCACAAGUCAGAGACACUAGACAGAAAUACCAAGCUGACGGCUCGAAAUGGAAAAACAGUUGAUGCUUUGGUUGUUUUUGCCCACUCAAUGAGGUUUCUCAAAGAUCGAGCUAUCGAAAUUAUCCGCGAGAGAACUGGGGACGAAAAGUAUAAUGAAAAAGACAUUCGAUGGGUCAUAACAGUACCUGCCAUUUGGAGACCCGCCGCUAAGCAAUUCAUGAGAGAAGCUGCAUAUAAGGCUAAGAUGGCAUCGGAUAAUAACCCCGAACAGCUGCUUAUCGCUUUGGAACCAGAAGCAGCCUCAAUAUACUGCAGAGAAAUGAAGAUGAGAGAAUUUACCAAUGAGAAAGGAGAUGCCACUGUAUCUGACGUCUUUGCUCGACCUGAGUCAAAAUACCUUGUUAUUGAUAUCGGAGGCGGGACUCUUGAUGUCACAGCUCAUGAAAUCUUAAAUAAUGGAAACAUUAAAGAAAUCCAUCAAGUGACCGGAGGACCUUAUGGUGGAACUAAAGUUGAUGAGGAGUUCGUGUGCCUGCUUGAGAGCUUUUUUGGAACUUCUCAAGUGAAAAACUUCCGUGACAACUACCCAGCAGAAUGGCUUGAGAUGAUGAAUGAAUUUGAGAUGAAGAAGCGAGGACGCCGAGCUUACGAGGGUGAAGCAACUAGAAUUCGCCUUCCCAGAACCUUUACAGCACUGGUUUCAGAACAAGGUGGGCCCUAUCUGGCAAGACGAUUUGCAAGUUCCUGUAGAACUGACGAUGUCCAAUUCGUCCGAAAUGAGUACUUCUGUAUAGGACCAGCGGCCAUGAAAAAGUUGUUUGAACCCGUUCUGAAUGAAAUAGUGAAGCACCUGAACAACCUCCUUAAGCAUCGUAUGCUCCGUAAGCUGCAAUUUUUCUUCCUUGUCGGAGGUUUUGCCGAGUCAGCAAUACUUCAGGAUGCAAUCAAGCAGAAUUUUGGCCGGAGAUGCAGAAUUUUAGUUCCGAGCAACGCCAGCAUUGCAGUUGUCCAAGGUGCGGUGAUGUUUGGCCAAAUACCUGACAUUGUCGACUCCAGAGUAAUGUCUACGACUUAUGGCUUCGAUACGUACCUUCCAUUUGAUCCCAGUCUUCACCCAAUUGAGAAGCAGCAAAUCGUUGACGGUGUAGCCUACUGUGAAGAUUGCUUUGUGGUUCUUGUUAAAGAGAAUGACAUUGUAAGGACAGGUGAAAAGAAAGUCUUCCCUGACUACAGGCCAUUGAAAGAAAGUCAAACAGCAUGCAGGUUCAGUUUUUUCACCUCGACCAAUCCUGACGCCAAAUAUUCAACAGACGCUGCAGUUAGCAACUCCAUAGGAGAGGUUGUCGUCAAAUCACCUAUCGUUACGAAAGGAGCCAACCGAAUGAUUGACUUAGCGAUAGAGUUUGGCGGAACUGAGAUUAAAGCCACUGCAAUAGACAAGAACAGUGGGAACACUGCCACGGUAUAUCUUGACUUCCUGGGCAGUAAGGAGUAAAAAUCAACAACAAAUCGCGUAAGAAGAUACUAAGUCCACGAGUGAAUAUGUGUUAUAAAUUGACUGCGUUCAGAGAAAAUAAAUGCCGUCGUUAUCAUUGGAUCAAGUAAACCUGAUUUAUCCCUGAAAAUAGUGGUAAACCUUUGCUUUAGUCUCCGUGUGUAUGGAGACCAUCAGGAACAACUCCCUGUUGAAGCUAGACCCAACAUUAUGAGGCAUCUUUGAACUACGUUAUAUAACUGAAACACAAGAUUACUACAAAUUUCCUACUACCUAGGACCGGAAUACUGUUAGAUCCAUACUGAAUUUCUUAGAAUAAAGUGAGUUCACCAAAUGGAGUCCUAGGAACUACAGUCAAUUCCAGCUUUGACGUUAUCUUGUAACAAAGUAAAAUAUUGACCAAUUGCAUGCUGCAUUUCUUUCGCGCAGUACUGUUCAUUUAAUUAAAAAAUGCCUGGACAGUCA